Molecule: messenger RNA, 5503 nt
Organism: Aethina tumida (small hive beetle)
Lineage: Eukaryota; Metazoa; Arthropoda; Insecta; Coleoptera; Nitidulidae
Gene: yl
Product: vitellogenin receptor
Exons: 21
Coding region: 77-5335 (1752 amino acids)
Molecular function (GO): protein binding; calcium ion binding
Source: RefSeq, a predicted model, not a curated record
GUUUUGCCUAUGUGGGACGGUUCAUUUUAUUUAAAUGUCCAUAUGUACAGAACAAAUUCAACUAUUUUAAAUUAAGAUGUAUAUACCAAUCAUUUUAUUUGGGGCCAUAGUGUCCUCGAACGCGUUCCUGGAAUCAUUAUUUUUUAGAACAGAAAGCCUUUGUAAGCCACAUGAAUUCGUGUGUAACAAUGGAAAAUGUAUCCCAGAGUCGAAACGAUGCGACAGCAGUAACGACUGUCUCGACUUUUCGGAUGAGGAAGACUGUGAUGUUUACCUAUGCAAGGAACCUAGAUAUUUUAAAUGCCUCAAUAACCGAUGCAUCAGCAAAUCGUUUGUAUGCGAUGGCGAAAAUGAUUGCGAGGAUUUUUCAGAUGAAAAAGACUGCGCUAAUUUCAAGCUAACAUACGAGAGUAAUCAGACCUGCGCGAAGGGUGAAUGGCAAUGUAAAGAUAAAUUAUGUAUAGCCGAAGAAUGGGUAUGCAAUGGCGAAGACGAUUGUCUCGAUGGUUCCGAUGAGACGAUAGGUUGUAGCUUACACAUCGACUGUGAUGGUUUUAAAUGUAACAAUGGUCAUUGCAUCCCCAACGAAUGGGUUUGCGACGGCAAUGAUGAUUGCAUUGAUAACAGUGAUGAAAAAGACUGUGAUUUGCAUGUGGAUUUAAAGCAAUGCACUUUGGAUCACGACAAGUUCUUGUGCUCAGAUAAAAAGAAAUGUAUAGACACGCGUUUAGUGUGCGACGGUAAGGCGGAUUGUUCAGACAGAUCGGACGAAAGCAAUAACUGUGCGAAAGGUCCGAAUUGCACCACUCUCCAUUGCGAGCACAAAUGCGUCCUUCUUCCAACUGGUCCGAAGUGCAUUUGUCCCAAAGGCUACAAUACCGUUGAUGAAAAGCACUGUGAGGAUAUUAACGAGUGCGAAAUAUAUGGUAUUUGCGAUCAGAAGUGUCGGAACACAGACGGGUCUUACGAGUGCUAUUGUGAUGAUAGGUACACACUGGACAGUGAUAAAAAAACGUGCAUUGCCAAUGGAGGCGAGGCAAUGAUGGUUUUCAGUUCCAAAACUGAAAUAAGAGCAAUAACUCUGAAGACCGAAAUUUACUUUCCCAUCGCAAAGAACUUGAAGCAAGUUGUAGGAGUAAAGUAUGACGGUCAUCAUAUUUACUGGACCGAUAUUUUCUCUGAACAUGAAAGUAUCGUUAGAAGUAUUGAGGAUGGGUCUGAGAGAGAAUUGCUUAUCACUGCCGGGCUGGGCCUUCCAGAAGAUCUGGCAAUAGAUUGGGUCACAGGAAAUAUCUAUUUCACAGAUGCAGAGAAAAAACACAUUGGUGUAUGCUCCAAUGACGGAUCACAUUGUACGGUUUUAGUUAAUUCAGAUAUCGAAAAACCCCGAGCGAUUUGCCUUAACAUAGCCGAAGGUGAAAUGUAUUGGACCGACUGGGGUCAUACUGCCAAAAUCGCUGUAUCAAGUAUGGACGGUUCAAAAGACAGGCCAUUCGUUACGAAUAAUAUUCACUGGCCUAACGGAAUAACUUUGGAUGAACCAAACGGAAGAAUCUAUUGGACAGAUGCAAAGAUUUUAACUUUAGAAAGCAUCAGACUUGAUGGAACAGAUAGAAGGGUAAUUCUUAAAGAUGUCAUUAAACACCCCUACGCGAUUGCCGUGUUCGAAGACCGGAUCUUCUGGUCCGACUGGGCAACACACUCAAUCCAAUACUGCAACAAAUUCACCGGUAAAAACCAUACGACUCUGGUAAAAGAAAACAGAGAGUUUAUUUACGGAUUGAGCAUCUACCACAGCGCAAUGAGAUCUAGAAUGGACAAUCCUUGUUCCAUGUCUUUCUGCUCGGAUAUUUGUCUUCUCUCAGGCAAAGGGUACAAAUGUGCUUGUGGACAAAAUAGACAACUGAGCAGCGACAAACACUCUUGUAAACCUACAAAACGAACGCAGAUGCUCAUUUUGGGUGCACGCGACGUUUUGGUUUCAAUUGAACAUCAAACGUUAGGGAAGCAUGAUAUUUCUGAGCUGAUAUCGGAUGUUAAAAAUGUUGGAGCUCUUGCGUACAAUUCAAUUACUAACACCUUGUACGUUAGCGAUUUGUCAAUUAAAAAAAUUGUUGCUAUCAACUUGGUGGAUCGAGAAAAGACAGUCAUGUCCAUCGAUGGUUUAGGCAAAAUUACUUGUAUGGAUUUUGAUAAUUUGGGCAACAACUUAUACAUCUGCGACGAAGAAAGAGGAGCCGUUGAAGUAAUCAAUUUAUCUACCAUGACAUCAACUGUUAUUCUACAUGACCUCAAUGGAGAAAUUCCUGAAUCUAUAGCCCUUGUUCCAGAAGAAGGUGUGAUGUUCAUUUCCUUCAAAAGAAGUCAAUACCGAACAUCUCACAUAGAUCGAUUACUGAUGGAUGGAACUGGUAGAACUCACGCCAUCGAUUCAGGUCUCAUCGGUCCUGUAAGGCUUACAUUCGACUAUGGUUACUAUAGAGUGUUCUGGACCGACGCAGGCACAGGAAAAAUUGAGAGCACCAGUGUAGAUGGGGACGACAGACAUGGCUUCAGAUCUUUAUCUUCUUCUCCAAUUAGUAUUGCAACAACAGAUGUGGACAUCUUCUGGGUGAAUCAGUUUUCUAGAAGAGUUUAUUGGGCUGCCCGAAAUGCUACAACAACGGCAAACAAAAAGAUCACUCUAGAUAUUCCUGAUGAUGUUGAAUAUUUGCACAUCAUCUCUGCCAGUCCUAAGACAGUAGGAACAAGCAGUUGCCGUUUAAAUAAUGGCAAUUGUUCCCACAUUUGUUUGCUCUCCCACAAAUCAUAUACUUGUGCCUGCCCUGUUGGAAUGUCACUUGGCACCGAUCAUAAAACUUGCAUAACAAGAGCCCAUUGUGACUCUAAGGAAUUUAUGUGCCAUCAAUCUAACAAGUGCAUAUUGAACAGUCUUGUUUGCAAUGGUCACAACGAUUGUCCGCUUGGCGAAGAUGAAAUUGAUUGUUUGAAACCCCACCACUGUACUCUGGGACAGUUUCAGUGUAAUAACGGACAAUGCAUUAGCGAACAUCUCAGGUGCGAUUCUCAGUACGAUUGCACCGAUAGGUCAGACGAAAACAAUUGUACAGGCAUCGUUCAAAAAUGUCCACCAGACCAAUUUUCUUGCGACAACGGUAAUUGCAUUGCAAACAGAUUCAUAUGCGAUGGUGUUCAGGAUUGUUUAGAUGCAAGCGAUGAACGAAGCUGUCCUUCUGCCAGUUGCGAAGCUAAUCAGUUCAGAUGUAACUCUGGAUCUUGCAUACCAAAAUCUUGGGAAUGUGAUCACGAAUUCGACUGUGUAGACUUUUCCGACGAACAUUCUGGAUGUGCAUCACUCACUUGCGCCCCUCACAUGUUCACUUGUACGAACGGCAAAUGCAUAGACAGCAAACUAGUCUGCGACAACUCAGACAACUGCGGCGACAAUUCGGACGAAGAACUCUGCCUCCAACCGGAACUAGCCUGCGGUUUGGAUGGGUUCGCGUGCGCCUCGAACACCUCAAUAUGUUUGCCGAAUGCCGCCCGCUGCAACGGUACAUCGGAGUGUCCACAACACGAGGACGAGAAGAAUUGCAGCAAUUGCAACGUCGAUGAGUUCAGUUGCAAGAACGGAAAGUGCAUAUCCGUACAAUGGACCUGCGACAAGAUUGACGAUUGUGGCGACAAUUCAGACGAGGCCCCGGAAAUGUGUAAGGAUCAUCCAGAAUUUGCCAGUCACGCGAUACAUGUGCAUUGCGACAACGGAUUCAGAUGCAAAUCUGGAGAUUGUAUUGAUCCGAAAUUAGUGUGCAAUGGAAAACAUGAUUGUUACGACGGCUCAGACGAAAAUGGGCUUUGCUCGAAGUCCUGUACAGGCAACUUGAAUCCGUGUUCCCAGGAAUGCGUAAAAACACCGCAAGGUCCCACCUGCAAGUGCAGGGAUGGUUUUCAACUAAUGGGAGAUUCACGCACAUGCAGUGAUAUCAAUGAGUGUAAUCUAGAUCCUCCAGUUUGUAGUCAAUUGUGCCAUAACAACGACGGAGAUUACAACUGCGAUUGUUUCGAUGGAUUCAUCCUCAGGCCUGAUAAAAAAUCGUGUAAGGCAAUUGGAAGUCCAAUGUCUAUGGUAUACGCAUCUUAUAACCAACUAAGAAUGUUGAGUCAACAAUCGAACAGUCUCAACAUAAUCUACGCAGAUGAAACCCCGAAAAUUACAGGAUUGGAUCUUACUGUAGAUCAGUAUGUUUACUUCAGCAUCGAAACCGCAGGUACUAUUCACCGCAUCAACACGGUCACUAAAAAACGAGAAUACAUGGAACAUAUCGGACAGCCUCAGAAACUGGCUGUAGAUUGGGCUACAAACAAUGUGUAUUAUGUCAAUGCCGAAUCUGAAUCUAGGGCAAUUAGCGUUUGCAAUUUCGACAAGAAAAUGUGUAACACACUCAUUAACACAGACGUGCACAGACAAGUGUCUGCAAUAGCUGUGGAUUCUCUCAACAAGUACCUGUUUUAUUCUAUAACUAGUUGGUGGAUUUUCAACUCACCCAGCUUCAUUAUUUAUAAGACCAAUUUGGAUGGCACAGGAAAACAGGAAUUGGUACCGAGUACACCAGGAUUCAUUACUGGUUUGACCUACGACUUGAACAAGAAGGUCUUGUACUACGUAGAUCAGCGGAACAACCAAAUACGCAGCAUCAAUUAUGACGGCACGAAGAACACGGCAGUCUUCUCAAAUCUCACUCACCCAGUUUCGAUCAAGUUCUUCGAAAAUCAUAUUUACUACUCCAGUCAAGGAGGAUUCAUGAGUAAAUGCCAGUUAUUUGAGAAACGAACUUGCGACACCCACAAAUUGCAGAGUCAAUCUAUUGAUUUGUUCGCCUUAAAUCAGAAGUCCCUACAACCAAACGUGGAAGAUGCGUGUCGUAACAAUACAUGCACCUACUUAUGUGUACCGGGCGUAGCACGUUACAAAUGCGUGUGCAGCGAUGGUACUUUCGUUUCACCGAUGGAAAAAUGUCUGAACAAAGAGGUGGAUUCAUCUUAUCACAAAGUACAUGCGGUGCAAAUGCAAGACAAUGGUAAAAGCAAAAGUCACGCGGGAGCGAUUGUGACAGCGGUGCUGGUACCGUUGUGUUUGAUUGCUUUCGGAUUCUGUAUUUAUGUCCUUGUUAAAAGAAGAAAUAUGGACAAUUUUAAUAUCAGUAUAAGAUUUCAUAAUCCGGGUUACGGACAGGGGGACGAUUGGGACAAAGCCAUUUUGAAACCUGGUCAACAUGAGUAUGUAAACCCACAAUGUCCGGCGACAGGAAUGAAAGACCUGGAUAACGAAAUUUAAAAUUAACUUUCAUAUAUACAAAGUUUGUUUGUAAAUGAUGUGCUGUCUUUAAAUGUUUUAUGUAAAACCAUAUUUUAAUUGAACUUUUUUAUUUAGAUUUAUAUAUUUUAUUUAUUAAAUUAUUGAAGUAUGAAUAUCUGCGGUAUUUAAUAUAUGUUUUAAUUAUUA